GGGCCGGGGCUGCCAAGAAUCUGUACCAGAACAGGUUUUUAGGCCUGGCCGCCAUGGCAUCUCCAUCUAGAAACAACCAGAACAGGCGCCGCUGCAAGGAGCCACUUCGCCACAGCUACAACCCCAGCCAGUUCCACAGCAUGGCCAUCAGGACCGGCCCCCAGGGCACCGUCACCAUCCCCCGCUCCACCAGCGACACUGACCUGGUUACCUCUGACAGCCGCUCCACGCUCAUGGUCAGCAGCUCCUACUACUCCAUAGGGCACUCCCAGGACCUAGUGAUCCACUGGGACAUAAAGGAGGAAGUGGACGCUGGAGACUGGAUAGGCAUGUAUCUCAUCGAUGAGGUAUUGUCAGAAAACUUUCUGGACUAUAAGAACCGUGGAGUCAAUGGUUCUCAUCGGGGCCAAAUCAUCUGGAAGAUUGAUGCCAGCUCUUACUUUGUGGAACGUGAAACUAAGAUUUGCUUCAAAUACUACCAUGGAGUGAGUGGAGCCCUGAGAGCUACCACCCCAAGUGUCACGGUCAAAAAUUCAGCAGCUCCUAUUUUUAAAAGCAUUGGCUCUUAUGAAACUGUCCAGGAGCAAGGAAGUCGGAGGCUGAUCAGCUUUUCUCUCUCAGAUUUCCAGGCCAUGGGGUUGAAGAAAGGGAUGUUUUUCAACCCAGAUCCUUACUUGAAGAUUUCCAUUCAGCCUGGGAAGCACAGCAUCUUCCCUGCCCUCCCUCACCAUGGGCAGGAGAGGAGAUCUAAAAUCAUAGGCAACACUGUGAACCCCAUCUGGCAGACGGAGCAAUUCAGCUUUGUGUCAUUGCCCACUGACGUGCUGGAAAUUGAGGUGAAGGACAAGUUUGCCAAGAGCCGCCCCAUCAUCAAGCGCUUCUUGGGAAAGCUUUCAAUGCCGGUUCAGAGACUCCUGGAAAGACACGCCAUAGGGGAUAGGGUGGUCAGCUACACACUCGGCCGCAGGCUCCCAACAGAUCAUGUGAGUGGACAGCUGCAAUUCCGAUUUGAGAUCACUUCCUCCAUCCACCCAGAUGAUGAAGAGAUGUCCCUGAGUACCGAAGCUGAGUCAGCGGGCAUUCAGGACAGCCCCAUGAACAGCCUGGUGGCGAGCCACCCUGGGGACCCUCUGCAGGAUGCACCAGAGCCCUCGGGAAGCUCCGGGUCAGAGAAGCCCAGGGAGGGCAGCGCCCUGGGCACUGAAGGGAACGCGGGCCUGGGGCUUGCCAAGCCCGCGGAGGAAGCGGCAGGUACCACCGAGGCAGGAGACGACCUCGACACCGUCUCUGUGGGACCUGAUGGGGCUGGGGAGCUUCUGGGCCUGGGGCGAGAGGACACCGAGCCCACGCUGAGUGCGGAAGAGGUGGCCGAGGGGCUGGCCCUGGGCGGGGAGGCGCCCCCGCCGGAGCUGCUGGAGGACGGUGAGGCCCAAACCUGCACUGGGGAUCCUGUGGCUGAGGAAGCGGCCCACGAGAGCAGGGCCGGGGCGCAGGAGGAAAAGGGGCCGGCGGAGGAGGAGGCGGAAGAGGGGGAUGGCAGCGUGCCUGCCCUGGCACCCCCGGGGGACAGGCUGCAGCUGCGCGGCGCCUCGGUGAAGAGGAAGAACAGGCCCUGCUCCUUGCCGGUGUCCGAGCUGGAGAACGUGAUCGCGUCGGCCUGCAGCGACCCGGAAACCCCGCGAACGCACUACAUACGCAUCCACACGCUGCUGCACAGCAUGCCCCUGGUCCAGGCUGGCAGCCCCGGGGAGGACGACGGCGCGGAGGAGGAGCCCACACUCAAGGACACCGCGGAGAAGGAUGGGCUCAGCGACGGGGACACGGUGGCUGCUGAGCCGCCUGCCCCGGAAGAGGGUUUUGAGGAUCCCGAGGGGGCUCCUCUCGGUACGGUGGCCCCCGGCCUCCCCGGCCUGGCCAACAGCUCGGCCCUGGAUGGCGACACGCACCCCAGCACGGGCAGUGAGAGUGACUGCAGCCCCAGGCAAGGCGGGGACCACAGCUUCGAGGGCUGCGACGCGUCCUGUUGCAGCCCCUCCUGCUACAGCUCCUCCUGCUACAGCACGUCCUGCUACAGCAGCUCCUGCUACAGCAGCUCCUGCUACAAUGGCAACAGGUUCACCAGCCACACCCGCUUCUCCUCCAUGGACAGUGCCAAGAUCUCCGAGAGCACCGUCUUCUCCUCGCAAGAGGAGGAGGAGGAGGAGAACAGCGCGUUCGAGUCGGUGCCGGACCAGGUGCAGAGCCCAGAGCUGGACCUGGAGUCUGUGAACGCUGCCGGGCCGUGGCACGACCAGCCAGCCGCCCCCACCGGGAGCAUGAACGAGAGUGUGGCAAGAACCGUGGAUGGUGUGGAAUCCCCCAUGGCAGGGCCAAGCCAUCGGAGAGAAGGUGAAUGUCCUAUACUCCAUAAUUCCCAGCCAGUAAACCAGCUUCCUUCCUUGAGGCCUGAACAUCAUCACUACCCAACAAUCGAUGAGCCUCUUCCACCAAACUGGGAAGCUCGCAUUGACAGCCAUGGGCGGGUCUUCUAUGUGGACCACGUGAACCGCACGACCACCUGGCAGCGUCCCACAGCAGCAGCCACCCCGGAUGGGAUGCGGAGAUCAGGGUCCAUCCAGCAGAUGGAGCAACUCAACAAGCGGUAUCAAAAUAUUCAGCGAACCAUUGCCACAGAGAGGCCGGAAGAAGAUUCUAGUAGCCAAAGUUGUGAGCAAGUCCCAGCAGGAGGCGGCGGAGGAGGUGGUGAGAGUGACUCAGACACUGAAUCUUCUCAGUUGAGCUUAGAUCUGAGGAGGGAAGGGUCACUUUCUCCGGUGAACUCACAAAAGAUCACCUUGCUGCUGCAGUCGCCUGCGGUCAAGUUUAUCACCAAUCCUGAAUUCUUCACUGUACUGCAUGCCAAUUAUAAUGCUUACCGCGUCUUCACCAGUAGCACCUGCUUAAAGCACAUGAUUCUGAAAGUCCGGCGGGAUGCACGCAAUUUUGAACGCUACCAGCAUAACCGGGACUUGGUGAAUUUCAUCAACAUGUUUGCAGACACGCGUCUGGAAUUGCCUCGGGGCUGGGAGAUCAAAACGGACCAGCAGGGAAAGUCUUUUUUCGUGGACCACAACAGUCGAGCGACCACUUUCAUUGACCCCCGAAUCCCUCUUCAGAACGGCCGUCUUCCUAAUCAUCUGAUGCAUCGCCAGCACCUCCAGAGGCUCCGCAGUUACAGUGCUGGAGAGGCCUCAGAUGUCUGUAGAAACAGAGGAACCUCUUUUAUGGCCCGGCCAGGACACAGCCUAGUAGCUGCUAUUCGAAGCCAGCAUCAACAUGAGUCAUUGCCACUGGCAUAUAAUGACAAGAUUGUGGCAUUUCUUCGCCAGCCAAACAUUUUUGAAAUGCUGCAAGAGCGUCAGCCAAGCUUGGCAAGAAACCACACACUCAGGGAGAAAAUCCAUUACAUUCGGACUGAGGGUAAUAAUGGACUUGAAAAGUUGUCCUGUGAUGCAGAUCUAGUUAUUUUGCUGAGUCUCUUUGAAGAAGAGAUUAUGUCCUACAUCCCCCUGCAAGCUGCCUUCCACCCUGGGUACAGCUUCUCUCCCCGCUGUUCACCCUGCUCCUCACCUCAGAACUCCCCAGGUUUACAGAGAGCCAGUGCAAGAGCCCCUUCACCCUACCGGAGAGACUUUGAGGCCAAGCUCCGUAAUUUCUACCGAAAACUGGAAGCCAAAGGAUUUGGUCAGGGUCCAGGGAAAAUUAAGCUCAUCAUUCGCCGAGACCACUUGUUGGAAGGAACCUUCAAUCAGGUGAUGGCCUAUUCCCGGAAAGAGCUCCAGCGAAACAAACUCUACGUCACCUUUGUUGGAGAAGAGGGCCUGGAUUACAGUGGUCCUUCGCGAGAGUUCUUCUUCCUUUUGUCUCAGGAGCUCUUCAACCCUUACUAUGGACUCUUUGAGUAUUCUGCAAAUGAUACUUACACGGUGCAAAUCAGUCCCAUGUCUGCAUUUGUGGAAAACCAUCUAGAAUGGUUCAGGUUUAGUGGUCGUAUCCUAGGCCUGGCUCUGAUUCAUCAGUACCUGCUUGACGCCUUCUUCACAAGGCCCUUCUAUAAGGCACUCCUGAGACUGCCCUGCGAUUUAAGUGACCUGGAAUAUUUGGAUGAGGAAUUCCACCAGAGCUUGCAAUGGAUGAAGGACAACAACAUCACAGAUAUCCUAGACCUCACUUUCACUGUUAACGAAGAGGUUUUUGGACAGGUAACAGAAAGGGAGUUAAAAUCUGGAGGAGCCAACACCCAGGUGACGGAAAAGAACAAGAAGGAGUACAUCGAGAGGAUGGUGAAGUGGCGGGUGGAGCGUGGUGUGGUGCAGCAGACAGAGGCCCUGGUGCGGGGCUUUUAUGAGGUCAUAGACUCUAGGCUUGUCUCCGUGUUCGAUGCCAGGGAACUGGAGCUGGUGAUAGCUGGCACAGCAGAAAUCGACCUAAAUGACUGGCGGAAUAACACCGAGUACCGGGGAGGUUACCAUGAUGGGCAUCUUGUGAUCCGCUGGUUCUGGGCCGCGGUGGAGCACUUCAAUAAUGAGCAGAGGUUAAGAUUACUUCAGUUCGUCACAGGAACAUCAAGUGUGCCCUAUGAAGGCUUUGCGGCCCUUCGAGGAAGCAAUGGGCUUCGGCGUUUCUGCAUAGAGAAAUGGGGGAAAAUUACAUCUCUACCCAGGGCACACACAUGCUUCAACAGAUUGGAUCUUCCACCUUAUCCCUCGUACUCCAUGCUGUAUGAAAAGCUGCUAACAGCAGUAGAAGAAACUAGCACUUUUGGACUUGAAUAAAGAAAUGGAAACUCGCCUGACAUUUUCCUGGACAGUGACACCACCCUUUCUGGAAAAAUCCCCCGUUCCCUCUCCCUUUCCCUGAAUCAACUCUUCUUUGAUGUUGGUACUUCAUGAUUUUUAUUUUCAAACCAAAUCAGAAUGGACAAGAGCUGUGCAUGAAGAACUGCCUUCUUCUAAGAUAUAACCUUCAGGCUUAUCUCCUCUAUUUUCAAUGAACUGCUAGCCUGUAUGCAAUAUUAAAAAACAGCUGUCUCAA
Molecule: messenger RNA, 5073 nt
Organism: Eptesicus fuscus (big brown bat)
Lineage: Eukaryota; Metazoa; Chordata; Mammalia; Chiroptera; Vespertilionidae
Gene: HECW1
Product: HECT, C2 and WW domain containing E3 ubiquitin protein ligase 1
Exons: 28
Coding region: 54-4814 (1586 amino acids)
Biological process (GO): regulation of dendrite morphogenesis
Molecular function (GO): ubiquitin-protein transferase activity; protein binding
Source: RefSeq, a predicted model, not a curated record